CAACCAGCCUAGGCAUUGCUCCUCUGCCCAAAUGUCUGGGCGCAGGGUAGGUUUCUGUCUGAGCGACAAGAAACGGAGACGAAUUAAUCUGGUUGCUUUUGCUGAGCUUUGUGCGAGCCACGGUGUUGAGGUGGUUGAGAUAGACCUCAGCCAGCCAUUGGAGUCUCAAGGACCCUUUGAGGUCAUUGUACACAAGCUCUCUGAUGUCAUUGUUGAGGCCGAGUACGACAGCCAAUCACAACAGCUCCUCGACAACUUCCAGGGUUAUGUGUCCGCCCAUCCCCAUACUGUUCUUCUGGACCCCCUUCCAGCAAUGAGCCAGCUACUGGAUCGCUUUGCCUCCUAUCGGAUUAUGAGCCAUCUCCAGAACUCCCUGAGAGACUGGCGAAUCAGCAGCCCUCCCUACCUGGAGAUCAGCACCAGUGACCUGUCAGUCAUCCAGGAGGACGUGGAGAGCAAGGGCCUCAGCUUCCCUCUGAUCUGUAAAACCAGGGUGGCUCAUGGAUCCCGCUCCCAUGAGAUGUCUCUGAUCUUCAGUAUGGCUGGUCUGUCAGAUGCCCACCCUCCCUGUGUGCUGCAGAGCUUCGUCAACCACGGUGCCGUGCUGCACAAGGUGUUUGUGGUGGGAGAGGACCACUUCACUGUGGAGAGGCCCUCGCUGAAGAACUUCCCCCCUGGACCCCAUGAGAGGAAGACAAUCUUCUUCAACAGCCACGAGGUGUCCAAGCCAGAGUCCUGCUCCCACCUCACUGCACUGGAUGAGAAGAUGCCAAGGCUGCCUCCCCCCAGUGGUGAGGCCAUGGUGGCCCUAGUGAGGGAGCUGAGGGCAGAGCUGGGCAUGGCUCUGUUCGGGGUGGACGUCAUCUUCAACAUCAACACACAUACCCUCACCAUUAUCGACAUUAACAUCUUCCCAGGCUAUGAGGGAGUGCCUCAGUUCUUCUCCUCCCUCCUCAGUCACAUUGAGUCAGUAUUGGACCACCGGGAACUGGAAGUCCCCCAGGCAACAUGUCCUCCUGCUCCAUCUGCCCCCCAGGCUGACCUCUGAACUCUGACCUGGGUUCACCGUUGACCCUUGACCCUGACCUGGUUCAUCCGCUCUGAUACAUCCAGAAAGCCCCUGGAAGUAGGAGACCUAAUUGACGAUGGUUGCCUUUAAAUAAGUCUCAUAAUCUGGGUCUGAGUCACCUCUCCUUGCAGACACAUAGGUGUCAGGAUUUUGUAUGAAUAGACAGAGACUCUGAUCAGUCAAUGAAGACAACCAACCACUACUAUUAUAGAAGUAACAAUGAUUGAGAAAUAUCAUACAUUGUGAUUUUAUUGAUUGACAUGUAGCAUAUAAGACACAGCAGGCACAGACGCAGGACUCUGAUUGGGCCAGUACAAUUACAAAUGUUGACCUCCACUAAUUUGUCCUUUACAUCCCACUUACAAUCCACAACCCUUUGCUGAUUAAAUACAUUUGGUAAAUACAUUUCUAAAUGUUGAAAUGGUAUACAUUCUUGAGUAAAUCUCACAACACGUAGUGAGUAGCCAGUUUGACUUCUUACAUGGUGUUGAUGUGUUUUAUAUUAGUUUUAUAUGAGUCCGAACAGUUACCAGUGUUAUAUAAUUAAACAAUAAGGACCGAGGAGGUGUGGUAUAUGGCCAAUAUACCAUGGCUAAGGGCUGUUCUUACGCACUACACAACACGGAGUGCCUG
Coregonus clupeaformis (lake whitefish) is the source of this 1702-nucleotide messenger RNA. RefSeq names its product inositol-tetrakisphosphate 1-kinase. Gene Ontology annotation, cellular component: cytoplasm. NCBI's taxonomy places the organism in Eukaryota, Metazoa, Chordata, Actinopteri, Salmoniformes, Salmonidae. Gene Ontology annotation, biological process: inositol trisphosphate metabolic process. Gene Ontology annotation, molecular function: inositol-1,3,4-trisphosphate 5-kinase activity; magnesium ion binding; inositol-1,3,4-trisphosphate 6-kinase activity. The transcript is spliced from 10 exons. The record is from RefSeq and is a predicted model, not a curated record. Bases 32 to 1048 code for a protein of 338 amino acids.